Chara braunii is the source of this 777-nucleotide messenger RNA. The record is from the annotation of a GenBank genome assembly. Lineage: Eukaryota; Viridiplantae; Streptophyta; Charophyceae; Charales; Characeae.
CCGUUUCUAUGAUUUCAUUCUGUACCAGGACUGAGAUUGCAUUUCCAAAGUUGUCGAACCCCACUUACUGAUGUUGUUGCUCGGGCGUGGUGGUCUUAUUCAUGAUUGGUUUUUCUUUUGGUGUUGCAACCGGUCAUCGAACAGUUGCAGGGACCAUAGCACAGAGGCUGCCACAGGCAAAGCGGAACGAAGCAUGCGAUGACAUGGUGGGGCCACUAGAGAAGCCAGGCAUUAUGAGCUUCCAGGAAAAUGAACAGGCGGUUGUUGUCAAUGAAAAAUUUUACAAUGGUGGUGGAGGAAUGGUCCCGGAAGGUGCGUUGAAGGAGAGCAAGGUUGAUAAGGAGGUGCGGGGUGGCACCAAAGCAUUUUCCUUGGAGUUUAUUUGCCACCUUAUGGAGCUGUUGGCUCAGUUCUAUGCAGAACCAGCAGCAGGAGUUGGAGCAAUAUCACUAUUGCAACCUACAUUGACGGUGUUAUCUGCUCAGCCAGGGUCUUCAUCGUUCUCAUUCCCAGAAGAGGAAAUGGGAUCAUCUUCUUCCUUGGCAUUUCUUGUCUCAUGGUUAUCAUCUGCAUGUCAAUCGGCGAUGGACAAAUUCAUGAAGAGGAAAGAGCUAUACGACAUCCUCGCCGUCAACUCUAGCGCAAAUUCCAUUGGGAUAAACAACGCGUAUAACAAGGUCAGUCGGUGAGAGCCAUUUCUUUCAAUGCAAACUCUGGUUCGUAGGUGCGAACACUGGCUUCGUCUUUCCAAUUCUUCUAUUCUUAUCAGCCCCUAUU